Messenger RNA from Zingiber officinale, 827 nucleotides. Its product is annotated as actin-depolymerizing factor 11-like. The record is from RefSeq and is a predicted model, not a curated record. Gene Ontology annotation, biological process: actin filament depolymerization. Bases 163 to 600 code for a protein of 145 amino acids. Gene Ontology annotation, cellular component: cytoplasm; actin cytoskeleton. NCBI's taxonomy places the organism in Eukaryota, Viridiplantae, Streptophyta, Magnoliopsida, Zingiberales, Zingiberaceae. The transcript has 3 exons. Gene Ontology annotation, molecular function: actin filament binding.
UAUAUCCUUUCGUCUGCGCACAACCUGUUUAGUAGGCUAGAAAAGCAGCAGCCGUGAACCGGCAGAAGAAAAGGCAUCUGCUUCCACCACCACUUCUUUUCUCCCGAUCGGCAUAAAGAAAAACCAGGCAAGGGCGGAUCGCCUUACUGUUCUCCCGUCGAUAUGUCGUUGCUCCGAUCCUCUUCGAAUGCUUCCUCUGGGAUGGGUGUUGCUGAUGAUUGCAAAAAUAUCUUCUUAGAGCUUCAGAGAAAGAAGACGCAUAGGUAUGUGAUUUUCAAGAUUGAUGAAAAGCGAAAAGAAGUUAUUGUGGAAAAGGUUGGGGCUGCUACUGAGAGCUAUGAUGAAUUUAUGGCUUCUCUGCCUGAAAAUGAUUGCCGUUAUGCUGUCUAUGAUUUUGACUUUGUUACUGAGGAGAAUUGUCAAAAAAGCAAGAUUUUCUUCAUUGCCUGGUCUCCAGCUGUUUCUCGAAUCAGGGCUAAGAUGCUGUAUGCAACCUCCAAAGAUCGAUUCAGGAGAGAAAUGGAUGGUGUCCACUAUGAAAUUCAGGCUACUGAUCCAACAGAGAUGGAACUCGAUGUUCUUCGGGAACGUGCGCAUUAAAGCAGAUCUUCAAAAGGGCGAGCUGGAACUCGAUGUUCUUUGAGUUAGCUUCAUGUCCAUUCGUUGCUCGCAGCUAUCUCAGAACACUAUUAAAUAUGUACAACUUUGCCAUGCUACUUGAUUCUGUUAUUCAUGUAUUAUCUGAAGCUUACAUUGGUCGUUGAUGAAACCGUGUGAAUUGAUACCGGAUCUCUGAGACUUGUUUACAUGAUUAUUGUUCCUGCUCA